Manis javanica (Malayan pangolin) is the source of this 4950-nucleotide messenger RNA. NCBI's taxonomy places the organism in Eukaryota, Metazoa, Chordata, Mammalia, Pholidota, Manidae. The record is from RefSeq and is a predicted model, not a curated record.
CCGCAGCGUGCACGCACGGAGUCGCCUGGCGGGAGCGAGCGCGUCCCGGAGCGCGCGGGCCGAGAAGCGCAGCGGGUUGGAGACCAUCGCCUGCGGCUCAGGAUUCCAGGAUUGGAAAUAAGGACCUUCAUUUUUCAGUAUAACUGCAUAUAUUUGUCUAGAUUUCCUGUGUAACAUAAACAAUGGAUUCUUUGGACCAUAUGCUGACGGAUCCGCUGGAACUGGGUCCAUGUGGAGAUGGCCAUGGCACACGUAUUAUGGAGGACUGCCUCCUGGGGGUCACCAGGGUUAGUCUGCCUGAAGACCUUCUAGAGGAUCCUGAGAUAUUCUUUGAUGUAGUCAGCUUCUCAACCUGGCAAGAAGUACUGAGUGACUCUCAACGCGAACACCUCCAGCAGUUUCUGCCUCGCUUUCCAGAAGACAGUACUGAGCAGCAAAACCAGCUCAUCCUAGCCCUGUUCAGAGGGGAGAACUUCCGCUUUGGAAACCCUCUGCACAUUGCCCAGAAGCUUUUCCGAGAUGGACACUUUAACCCUGAGGUGGUCAAGUAUCGGCAGCUAUGCUACAAGUCACAGUACAAGCGAUACCUUACUUCUCAGCAGCAAUAUUUCCAUCGGCUGCUGAAGCAGAUACUGGCUUCCCGGAGUGACCUACUGGAGAUGGCCCGACGGAGUGGUCCAGCUCUUCCCUCCCGGCAGAAGCGCCCUUCACCAUCCCGCACCGCAGAGGAGCGGGAAUGGCGGACCCAGCAGCGCUACUUGAAGGUCUUGAGGGAAGUGAAGGAGGAGUGUGGUGACACAGACCUGUCGUCUGAUGAAGAGGCCACGUUGGAUUUACAAGAACAAUUUUCUUUUGAAGAUCUCAGUUCAUGGCUUCCGAGCUCUCCAGCGCAUUCUCCUAGCCCUGCGGUGCCCCUGAGGGUGGUGCCCACGCUUUCAACCAUGGAUAUGAAAACUGCAGAUAAAAUUGAACUGGGGGACAAUGACCUGAAGAUAAUGUUAAAGAAGCACCAUGAGAAGCGGAAACAUCAACCAGAUCACCCAGACCUUUUGACAGGCGAACUGACUCUCAAUGACAUCAUGAAUCGAGUAAAUGCUGGCAGGAAGGGGUCUCUAGCAGCCCUGUAUGACUUGGCUGUCCUUAAAAAAAAGGUGAAAGAGAAAGAGGAAAAGAAGAAGAAGAAAAUAAAAAUGAUCAAAUCUGAGGCAGAGGAUUUGGCUGAGCCCUUAAGCAGUACUGAGGGGGUCCCAGCUCUUGCUCAGGCUCCCUCUCCGCUGGCAGUCCCUGCUAUCAAGGAGGAGCCUCUUGAAGACCUCAAACCUUGCCUUGGAAUCAAUGAAAUAUCUUCCAGCUUCUUCUCUCUUCUACUAGAGAUCUUGUUGCUAGAGGGGCAGGCUAGUCUUCCUAUGCUAGAGGAGCGAGUUUUGGAUUGGCAGUCAUCUCCAGCCAGCUCCCUCAAUAGCUGGUUCUCUGCGGCCCCCAACUGGGCAGAGUUGGUGUUACCAGCCCUGCAGUAUCUUGCUGGAGAAAGCCGUGCUGUGCCUUCCAGUUUCUCUCCAUUUGUUGAAUUCAAAGAGAAAACCCAACAGUGGAAGUUGCUUGGCCAUUCCCAAGAUAAUGAGAAGGAAUUAGCUGUACUCUUCCAACUUUGGCUAGAAACCAAAGACCAGGCCUUUUGUAAGCAAGAAAAUGAAGACAGUUCAGAUGCCACAAUACCUGUUCCUCGGGUAAGAACUGACUAUGUGGUACGGCCUAGCACAGGGGAGGAGAAGCGGGCUUUUCAGGAGCAGGAGCGUUACAGAUACAGCCAACCCCAUAAGGCGUUCACCUUUCGCAUGCAUGGCUUUGAGUCUGUAGUGGGGCCUGUCAAGGGUGUGUUUGACAAGGAGACCUCACUCAACAAGGCUCGGGAGCACUCCCUGCUGCGCUCAGACCGGCCUGCCUAUGUCACCAUCCUGUCUCUUGUUCGGGAUGCUGCAGCUCGGCUACCAAAUGGAGAAGGCACUCGGGCAGAGAUCUGUGAAUUGCUAAAGGACUCCCAGUUUCUUGCACCAGACGUCACCAGCACUCAGGUGAAUACAGUGGUGAGUGGUGCCCUGGAUCGGCUGCAUUAUGAGAAGGACCCAUGUGUGAAGUAUGACAUUGGAUGCAAACUGUGGAUCUACCUGCAUCGUGACCGAAGCGAGGAAGAGUUUGAGCGAAUUCACCAAGCACAAGCAGCUGCAGCAAAAGCCAGGAAAGCCCUUCAGCAAAAACCCAAGCCCCCGUCCAAGGUGAAGUCCAGCAGCAAGGAGAGCUCAGUAAAGGUUCUCAGCAGCGGCCCUUCUGAGCAGAGCCAGAUGAGCCUCAGUGACUCCAGCAUGCCACCCACCCCAGUCACACCUGUGACCCCCACCACUCCAGCGCUGCCUGCCACACCAAUCUCCCCUCCACCUAUACCAUCAGUGAACAAAAGUGGCCCCACUACUGCCUCAGAACCAGCUAAGUCAAGCUCGGGUGUUCUUCUGGUGUCUUCACCCACAAUACCACAGUUGGGAACAAUGCUUUCCCCAGCUUCCAGCCAGACUCCUCCAAGUUCUCAGGCUGCUGCCCGUGUUGUGAGCCACUCUGGCUCGGCUGGACUACCCCAGGUGCGGGUGGUGGCCCAGCCUUCCCUUCCUGCUGUUACUCAGCAGUCAGCAGGGCCAACACAGACACUGCCACAGAUGCCAGCAGGGCCACAGAUGCCAGCAGGACCACAGAUUCGUGUUCCAGCUACUGUUACACAGACCAAAGUCAUGCCCCAGACAGCAGUGGCCACGGUUCCAGUCAAAGCUCAGACUGCGGCAGCCACUGUGCAGCGACCUGGACCUGGGCAGGCAGGGUUCACGGUGACAAGCCUCCCUGCCACAGCCAGCCCUGUGAGCAAGCCAGCCACGAGUUCUCCUGGCACCUCUGCCCCAAGUGCCUCCACAGCUGCCGUCAUUCAGAAUGUCACAGGACAGAAUAUUAUCAAGCAGGUAGCAAUCACAGGGCAACUGGGGGUGAAGCCCCAGACGAGCAACAGCAUGCCACUCACAGCUGCUAACUUCCGUAUCCAGGGUAAGGAUGUUUUGCGUCUGCCACCCUCCUCCAUCACCACAGAUGCCAAAGGCCAGACAGUUCUGCGAAUCACUCCGGACAUGAUGGCCACAUUGGCCAAGUCCCAAGUCACCACGGUCAAACUGACGCAGGACCUCUUUGGGCCAGGGAGCGGCCCUGGGGGCAAAGGCAUCUCCGCUACCUUCCACGUCACCUCGGCUACAGCCCAUGCGGCCGAUGGCCCCACUGCGGCCAGCUCAGCCGGCACCCCUGCACCCACUCCUGCAGGCACCACCGUGGUCAAAGUGGCUCCUGACCUCAAAACAACCGAAGCCUCAAGUUCAGCUUUUCGCUUAAUGCCAGCUCUUGGUGUGAGUGUGGCCGACCAAAAGGGGAAAAACACGGUGGCCUCUUCAGAAGCGAAACCUGCUGCCACGAUCCGCAUUGUGCAGGGCCUGGGUGUGAUGCCUCCCAAAGCAGGCCAGACUAUUACCGUUGCAGCCCAUGCCAAGCAAGCGUCCUCUGUGGCCAGUGGGUCUGGGACUGUCCAUUCUUCAGCGGUGUCUCUGCCCAGUAUGAAUGCUGCUGUGUCCAAGACCGUGGCCGUGGCUUCUGGGGCUGCAAGCACCCCCAUCAGCCUUGGGACCGGGGCCCCAACUGUGCGGCAGGUCCCUGUGAGCACAACAGUUGUUUCCACGUCUCAGGCUGGGAAACUGCCUACACGGAUCACAGUUCCACUGUCUGUGAUUAGCCAGCCUAUGAAGGGCAAAAGUGUGGUCACAGCCCCCAUCAUUAAAGGCAACCUUGGAGCUAACCUCAGUGGGUUGGGCCGCAAUAUCAUCCUCACCACCAUGCCAGCGGGUACUAAGCUCAUUGCUGGCAAUAAGCCUGUUAGUUUCCUUACUGCCCAGCAGUUGCAGCAGCUUCAGCAACAAGGUCAGGCCACACAGGUGCGCAUUCAGACUGUUCCUGCUUCCCAUCUUCAACAGGGAACAGCUUCUGGUUCCUCCAAAGCAGUGUCCACUGUUGUCGUGACCACAGCUCCAUCUCCUAAACAGACACCUGAACAACAGUGAUUCCGAGUGGGAAAGAUGGCUUCCAUCAAAGCUCGUGCCUGUCUGCCUUUCUGGCUGAAAGGAAGGGAAUGGGGGCAGGGGCAUCAUUACUCUAAGCCUGUCUAAGGAAGGCCAGUAGUGGGAUGAUGGCAACAGUGGCUUGGAUUCUGCCACCACACUGCACAGUGGAGCUCACUGAGGAGAGUCCAUGGCUCCAGGUCUGUUCCUCGUGGAUCCAGAAGUUUCUGUAUUAAGAGUUGCGUCACACAAACCAAGGUUCUUUCCUGAGAGCAUGACAUCGAGGGAGGGCUUACAGUUGGAGUACAUGAAUGAGCAGACAGUGAAUGAGCCUUGUUCUAUAAGUGAAUUGUAUUUUUUAGGUCUUCUGUGAGUAGUGGUCUGGAUAGGAAUUUUGUGUCCAAAAAUUUUUAUGUGACUUAUUUUUUUAAAGAAUCUAUUGUACAUCCUCAUCAAAUAAGUACCUGGGCUUUAGCCCCUCUAAACGGAUUACUUAUUCUUUGACCAGAGCAAGAAAAUAGUGAGAUUCUUAGUAAGUUGGUGGCUGACUUGAGAUCUACAUAGUAAUGGAGCAGCUGAGUGGGACAGAUGGGAUUAGUUUGGCUCUGCCUCUUAAAGAUGGGUAUCAGGAUCUUACUUAUGGUCCAUAUUUUACUUGCCAGCUGUGUUCUUAUUAAGCCAGUGGGUGGAGGAGGUGGAUGCCAGCAGGCGCUGCUUUUGCGGCACACACUGUAUUGCGGUUCAGAUUGUAUAUUCCGCAAACCACAGCCCUUGGGCUGGGUACCCGAUUUUGUAAAUAAAAUUUUAUUGGAACACA